Passer domesticus (house sparrow) is the source of this 1815-nucleotide messenger RNA. It is a transcript of the gene TMEM120A, whose product is annotated as transmembrane protein 120A. Lineage: Eukaryota; Metazoa; Chordata; Aves; Passeriformes; Passeridae. The transcript is spliced from 12 exons. The record is from RefSeq and is a predicted model, not a curated record. The coding region runs from base 618 to 1643 and encodes 341 amino acids. Gene Ontology annotation, cellular component: membrane. Gene Ontology annotation, biological process: fat cell differentiation.
UUUUCCAGGGAAUCUCUCAUCUUCCAGGGCAUUUCUCAUUUUCAGGGAAUCUCUCAUUUUCAGUGCAUUUCUCCUUUUCCAGGGCAUUUCUCAUUUCCAGGGAAUCUCUCAUUUUCCAGGGAACCUCUCAUUUUCAGGGAAUCUCUCAUUUUCCAGGGCAUUUCUCAUUUUCAGGGAAUCUCUCAUUUUCAGUGCAUUUCUCCUUUUCCAGGGCAUUUCUCAUUUCCAGGGAAUCUCUCAUUUUCCAGGGAAUCUCUCAUUUUUCAGGGCAUUUCUCAUUUCUAGGGAAUCUCUCAUUUUCCAAGGAAUCUCUCAUUUUCAGGGAAUCUCUCAUUUCCAGGGAAUCUCUCAUUUCCAGGGCAUUUCUCAUUUUCCAGGGAAUCUCUCAUUUCCAGGGAAUCUCUCAUUUCCAGGGAAUCUCUCAUUUCCAGGGAAUCUCUCAUUUUCAGGGAAUCUCUCAUUUCCAGGGCAUUUCUCCUUUUCCCGGCUCCCUUCACAGGAACACCGGGCUGCAGGAGGCCCCGCCCCGGCCCCGCCCCGGGGCGUGUCCGGAAGGGGGCGUGGCCAGCGCCGCCCGUCGCCGCGGGCCGGGCCGGGCCGGGGCCGCCAUCGCCGCCAUGGCCUGGGGCGCCUCGCUCGCCGAGUGCCUGCGCGAGUGGGAGGAGCUGCAGGACGGCUACCAGCGCAUCCAGGACAACCACAGGCUGUACAAGCAGAAACUCGAGGAGCUGACCAAGCUGCAGGAUGGCAUCUCCAGCUCCAUCGCCCGGCAGAAGAAGCGGCUGAAGGAGCUGUCACUCUCCCUCAAAAAAUGCAAAGGCCAGGCGACUCCCGAGCAGGAAGCAUCCAUCCAAGAGACCCAGAGCCUGAUUAAAGAGAGGCAGAACGUGUUCUUUGAGAUGGAGGCCUAUCUGCCAAAGAAGAACGGGUUGUACCUGAGUCUGGUGCUCGGCAAUGUGAACGUGACACUGCUCAGCAAACAGGCCAAGUUUGCAUAUAAAGAUGAGUACGAGAAGUUCAAGCUCUACCUCACCAUCAUCCUCCUCAUUGUCUCCUUCUCCUGUCGGUUCCUCCUCAACUCCAGGGUGACAGACGCCGUCUUCAACUUCCUCCUGGUGUGGUACUACUGCACCCUCACCAUCCGCGAGAGCAUCCUCAUCAACAACGGCUCCAAGAUCAAAGGCUGGUGGGUUUUCCAUCACUACAUCUCCACCUUCCUCUCAGGUGUCAUGCUGACGUGGCCAGAUGGGCUCAUGUACCAGAUGUUCAGGAACCAGUUUCUCUCCUUCUCCAUGUACCAGAGCUUUGUGCAGUUCCUGCAGUAUUACUACCAGAGUGGGUGCCUGUACCGGCUGCGAGCGCUGGGAGAGAGGCACAACAUGGACCUGACUGUGGAGGGCUUCCAGUCCUGGAUGUGGAGAGGCCUCACGUUCCUGCUUCCCUUCCUCUUCUUUGGGCAGUUCUGGCAGCUCUACAACGCCAUCACCCUGUUCCGCAUGCUGCAGCACCCCGAGUGCAAGGAGUGGCAGGUCCUCAUGUGCGGCCUCCCCUUCUCCAUCCUCUUCCUGGGCAACUUCUUCACCACCCUGCGUGUCGUGCACCAGAAGAUUCAGAACAAGAACCAGGACACGAAGGAGAACUGAAGUGGGGCACCGUGGGGGCCUGGACUGUUUCUGCCCUCUGGCUCCAUCCCCAAUCCCCAUCUCCUCAAUUCCGUCCGGACUCUGGUGUCUCAUGCCAUUCCUUGGAGGCCUGGGUGUGGGACAGAGCCUGGGGCCUGCUCCUGGACAGUCCACGUGCUCAGCACGGGGCUGG